This is a messenger RNA of Kuraishia capsulata CBS 1993, 1032 nucleotides long. RefSeq lists its product as uncharacterized. NCBI's taxonomy places the organism in Eukaryota, Fungi, Ascomycota, Pichiomycetes, Pichiales, Pichiaceae. The transcript has a single exon. The coding region runs from base 1 to 1032 and encodes 343 amino acids. Gene Ontology annotation, molecular function: protein serine/threonine kinase activity; ATP binding. Gene Ontology annotation, cellular component: nucleus; cytosol; protein kinase CK2 complex. Gene Ontology annotation, biological process: DNA damage response; regulation of transcription by RNA polymerase I; regulation of transcription by RNA polymerase III. The record is from RefSeq and is a predicted model, not a curated record.
AUGAGCCACAAAAAGACAGAAUCAGCGGCAUCGCCCGUUGCCAGGGUUUACACUUGGGCCAACAAAAACAAGCCUGAGGAUUAUUUUGACUAUGAGAAUAUAAGCAUAUCCUGGGGUUCGCCAGAGAAGUAUGAAAUCAUACGGAAGGUGGGGAGAGGAAAGUAUUCAGAAGUGUUUGAAGGCUACGAGAUCCCGGCGGGGAACAAGGUAGUAUUGAAAGUCCUGAAGCCAAUUAAGAGGAAGAAGAUCAAGCGUGAGGUGAAAAUAUUGCACAACCUGAAUGGAGGACCCAACAUCGUUGAGCUACUAGAUUUGGUGAGGGAUCCUAUCUCAAAAACUCCAGCUCUAGUCUUGGAACAUGUCGAUAAUGUGGAGUUCAGAAUACUAUAUCCGAAGCUGACAGAUUUGGAUAUCAGAUAUUACAUGUAUCAGUUACUGAAAGCCCUGGACUAUUGUCAUUCCAUGGGCAUCAUGCACAGAGAUGUCAAACCACACAAUGUUAUGAUUGAUCAUUCCAAAUCCAAGCUGAGACUCAUUGACUGGGGAUUGGCCGAAUUUUACCAUCCAAACACCGAGUAUAAUGUUAGAGUCGCCUCCAGGUAUUUCAAAGGACCAGAGUUACUUGUUGACUAUAGACUAUAUGAUUACUCGCUAGACUUGUGGUCCUUUGGAGCAACGCUUGCCUCAAUUAUCUUCCGGAGAGAGCCCUUUUUCCAUGGAAAGUCGAACACAGACCAGCUUGUGCAGAUUGUGAGAGUUCUAGGGUCUGAUGAUUUUGAAGAGUACCUCGCAAGAUACAACCUCUCCCUUGGUCCUCAAUAUGAGGAUUUGGGAUACUAUGGAAAGAAGCCCUGGGUGAGAUUCAUCAACACUUCCAACCAGCACUUGACUUCUGAAGAAGCGAUUGACUUCAUUGAUCGACUCCUGAGGUAUGACCACCAAGAGAGACUUACUGCAAAAGAGGCCAUGGCCCAUGCCUAUUUCGAUCCAAUCAGGGAGAAAGAUGCCACGAUAAACGGAGCCUCUAGCUGA